Molecule: messenger RNA, 1141 nt
Organism: Coffea arabica (coffee)
Lineage: Eukaryota; Viridiplantae; Streptophyta; Magnoliopsida; Gentianales; Rubiaceae
Source: RefSeq, a predicted model, not a curated record
UGUUGAUUUAUGGCAGAGCUAAUGAAUAUAAGAGGAACCCUGAAAAGCUGGAAAAUAUAUUUGCGUCAUGGAAAAAGCACUGUUCAAAAUGAAAGUAAAGAUAAAUGGCUGAAUUGAUUGAUCCUGCCGUAAAAGGGACUCUGAAUGUACUUAAAUCAUGUGCAAAAGAGUGAUUUUGACCUCCUCUUUUGCUUCAGUUGGCUUCAAUGGAAAGCCUCUUACUCCUGACGUGGUGGUUGAUGAGACUUGGUGGACUCUUCCAGAUUUCUGCAAAGAAACCAAGUCAUGGUACAUUCUUGCGAAGACAUUGGCUGAGGAUGAAGCCUGGAAGUUUGUAAAAGAGAAUGACAUAGACAUGGUUGCAAUAAACCCAGCCAUGGUGAUCGGACCUCUGUUACAGCCAACACUUAACACCAGUGGUGCUGUAAUAUUGAACCUAAUAAAUGGUGCAGAAACAUUUCCAAAUUCAACAUUUCCCUGGGUUGAUGUGAAAGAUGUUGCUAAUGCACAUAUACUAGCUUUUGAAAAUCCAUUGGCUAGUGGAAGAUACUGCCUGGUUGAACAAGUGGCACACUACUCCAAAGUUAUGAAGAUCUUGCAUGAACUUUAUCCUUCCUUAAAGCUUCCAGUAAAGUGUGCCGAUGACAAGCCAUUUGUGCCAGAGUAUCAGGUCUCCAAGGAAAAGGCAAAGAGCUUAGGAAUUGAAUUCACUCCCUUUGAACAAAGCAUCAAGGAAACAGUUGAAAGCUUGAAGGAGAAGAAAUUGUUGGUCGCUUCAGUUGCAUUGUGAAUGUACCAAAGUUGAUGAGGAACACUUCAAAUUAUUUCAUUCCCUAAUGAAAAUAUGUUGCAGAUUCUUUUAUGUGCCAUGACUCUCUGACUGGCCUUGUAUGCAUAUGCAGGGAUUUAGAAGAAUCUGUGUGUAUGCAAUAAUGGAGAGUACUCUACUUUUUGGUAUCUUAAAAAUUUGAACUGAAGUUAACAAUUGGUACUACAUUAUAUUUGCUGCUGCCAAUUAAAGCUGAAGCAUGUUUAUGAGUUUGCUUGCGUGCUACAGCUGCAGUUUGACAGGAUUUAUCAAAUAAAGGAGCAGCAUUAAUUGUACUAUUUGGAGUAAUAAAUAAUAUGUCAUUGCACUAAA